AUGGCCGUCAUGGCGGUCACGCUGCUGUCGUGGCCACCAGGGAGCGAGCCGAGAUUAGGUGAAUGCAUUGGUAAGGGAGCGUUCGGGUCAGUCUACAAGGCCUUCAACUGGAGCACCGGCGAGGCUGUUGCUGUCAAGCAGAUCAAGCUCGUAGACCUGCCUAAAAGCGAGCUGCGAAUGAUUGAGAGCGAAAUCGAUUUGCUCAAAAAUCUUUUGCACGACAAUAUUGUCAAGUAUAUAGGUUUCGUGAAAUCAGCCGACUGUCUCAACAUUAUACUAGAAUACUGCGAAAACGGCUCCUUGCACUCCAUAUUAAAGGCCUAUGGCAAAUUCCCCGAGAAUCUCGUUGGUGUGUACAUGACACAGGUUCUUUUAGGUCUACAAUAUCUCCACGAUCAGGGUGUCAUUCAUCGGGAUAUCAAGGGUGCCAACAUUCUCACCACCAAAGAUGGCACCGUCAAAUUGGCAGACUUUGGCGUUUCUACCAGCACACUAGCGGGAGGACAGGAUAAGGAGGCCCAAGUUGUUGGCACGCCAUACUGGAUGGCACCGGAAAUCAUUCAGCUUUCCGGUGCAAGCUCCGCCUCUGACAUAUGGAGCGUUGGAUGUACCGUCAUCGAGCUUCUGCAAGGGCGACCCCCGUACCACAAUCUGGCUGCAAUGCCAGCACUCUUUGCCAUUGUCAACGACGACCACCCACCGUUACCUGAGGGGAUUUCGCCUGCUGCAAGGGAUUUUCUUAUGCAGUGUUUUCAAAAAGACCCCAACCUGCGCGUCUCAGCCCGAAAGUUGCUGCGGCAUGCGUGGAUCGUUGGAUGCCGCCGAGCUGAAGCACCUGUAUCCAAAGCACCCGAUAACUUUAACCAGGCUGUCGAAGAAGUCAAACAGUGGAACAAAGCUUUAAACUCCUCCGAACCCGCACUUCGAUCUUCGACCGGAUCCGAUGUCACUGGUGUAUCAUCUCGGUUCGUUGGUGGCACUCCCGUCAAAGGCCCGUUGGGACUUGCUAAGCCUAGACUUGGCGUCGAGGCCUUCAAGACGGCAGAGCAAGCUGCAGACAAUGACAACUGGGACGACGAUUUUGUCACUGCCAUCUCCCCGAGUGCAUUACAGCUCCCGCACCUAAAACCACAGGAUAACUUUGGAGGGCUUUUAUCGAGUGAUAAGCUGAAGGCUUUUGCAUCGACGAAUGACCUAAGGAUAGAUACUGACAACUACGAUGACGACUUUGAGGGCGAGUUGUUGACCAUCAAAGGCCCAGCACAACAACGUGACGAAGUACAAGAUCAAACUCUUCGACCAAUCCAUAAGAGAACAGUCACGAGUACAGACACGAAGUCACAUCAACGUAAUAAGUCGUCUUCUGGGAAAAUUGGCGCCAUAGUAGCCAGCUCCUCUGGACCAAAGUCCCCGUCAAAGAGCCACUUUGGCAGCAAGUUUGAACUCCCUCCUCGUCCAGACGUAGUGUACCGAGAGCAAAGCGUGGAGGAUUUCUCCGACUUAUUCGUCGAUAAUGAUGAAGCCUUCAACCACAGGGUCAACAGGGCUGUCAGAAGGGGCUCUCGCGCAACUGAUGCACCGCAGCUCUUCCAUCCAUCAGACUUGACAAGUCUCCCUCGUUCCAUGCAGGCUCCCGAUGGCAGUGUCAGAAAGAGGCCACCCUCGCGGCCAUCUGUACUACCUGAUCGACCCAUGCGCCGCGCUCGUUCAUCCAUAGAGAUCCAGAAAUUCGCCGAAGACGACGAUGAGGAUUUUUCAGACGUUUUUGGCGCUAGUGAUUCCAUAGCAGAGAGGGAAGAAAGCGAGCGUGGCUCUGAAGAUGGCGGCCUGAUGCUAUUGUCGAAAAUGUCGAGCAACUCUUGGCUGGGAGAUGAUGAGGAAGAGUAUGAUCCAUUUGCGUCCAUGGAUCCUGGCUGGGAUGAAAUGGACCUCGAAGCAAACAUAGCCAGAGACAGGCAUGCUCGUUUGGCGGAGAAGGUCGAAGAUCUUGUCAGUUCGCUGAAAACGACGGAAGCAGAUGACAUCCUGGCAGAACUGUCUGAAGACUUGCUCGGCUUAUUGUGGGAGAACAAGGAAGUCAAGAACUUGAUCAUUAGCGCGCAUGGGUUGCUGCCGAUUCUGGAGAUUUUAGAGCCCUGCACAGUGAAGAGCAGGCAGUACAUGAUACUACAGCUGUUGAAAGUUGUCAAUGCAAUCAUCCUUGACGAUGUGGAAAUUCAAGAAAACCUUUGUUUCGUGGGUGGUAUACCCAUCAUCACUAAAUUUGCGGCUCGCCAAUAUUCCGACGAAAUUAGGCUUGAGGCAGCUGCAUUUGUACGACAAAUGUACCAAACCAGUACCCUUACCCUCCAAAUGUUCGUGUCGGCCGGUGGUUUGAAUGUCCUAGUCGAGUUCUUGGAUGAGGACUAUGACGUUGCGAGGGACCUGGUGCUAAUCGGAGUGAACGGCAUCUGGAACGUUUUCGAACUACAAGGCCCAACUCCAAAAAACGAUUUUUGCAGAAUAUUCUCAAGAAGCAAAAUUUUAUACCCCCUGGCAUUGGUGCUGCACCGAGUGCUGGAUGAAGAGGGCGAGGAUGAUUUGGGCGAGCUCAUAGAGGGGCGCAUCGUCAACAUAUUUUACCUCUUUAGCCAGGCCGAAAACUACGUCAAAGAGGUGGUCGCAGAUCGGCAAGUCCUCAAGAGCGUGCUGAAGGACCUGCGUCGCAUGACGCCGGUCCACCAGGUUACGAUGCUCAAGUUUAUCAAGAACCUGUCAAUGCUGUCAACAACGAUUGAAUCCCUUCACUCGGCGGAUGCUAUAGAGUUCCUCAUCGACUUAUUGAGUUAUAGCAUGAAGAAGGCCCAGAAACAGUUCCGCGAAAUAUGCAACCAAGUACUCAAUACGUUGUUCAAUCUAUGCCGCCUCAGCAAGGAACGCCAAGAAGACGCGGCUGUGGGAGGCAUAAUCCCCUUGCUCCUGCGCAUUAUGCAGACCGAUCGUCCGCCCAAGGAGUUUGCCUUGCCCAUACUGUGUGACAUGGCACAUUCUGGGUCCAAAGGACGGCGCUAUCUGUGGCAGAAUAAGGGUCUCGACUUUUACGUAUCAUUAUUAACUGAUCAAUACUGGCAGGUCACAGCAUUGGACGCAAUUCUGGUGUGGUUUCAAGAAGAGACGGCCAAUGUGGAAAAUCACUUGGUCGACGGCAACUUCACGCGAGCAAUCGUUAGCUGCUUCAGUACUAACAAGCUGAACGCCUUCGAUUCUAAUCUUUUAGAGCCAAUGCACAAGUUGCUCCGUCUCAGUCCAUCAAUAGCAGCAUCUCUAGCCAAACCCGAAAUGUUUGCGGGUAUUGCCCAACGGCUCGGUCACAAGAAACCCGUCGUCAGGCUGAAUCUGUUGAGGCUUGUCCGUAUUAUUAUGGACGCCUGCGAACCCGGCCUUGGCGGUGGCGACGGAUCUCGUACGCUCAACAACCGACAGAUUCGAUCACUCAUGGAUUCCAUCCAGACACUUGCCGAGACAGACUCUGCAGUCCUCGUGCGCAAUCUGGCAGCUGAGCUCGUCAAGUCUCACAUCGACAUCAACUCGGGCAUGGUCCUCAUGCGCCACGACGGCGGCGGUAUAUCAUCCGCCUCAUCACAAGUCGGUUCCGCAUCAUCUUCAAGACGAGGCACCCGUCGCAACACAAGCUACACACCACCAAGUCUCCAAUCGUCGGUAUCUAUGCCCCAAACACCCACACACCGCAGCAGAGCCAGUCUAGCAGGAAACGCUGGUGCCUACAUCGAAGUCGCCGCCAGCCCUCGCCGCACCGCAGCAGCUUCGGCCCUCGAACGCGACGCCAUCUACUAUCGUCCACGAAGCCGGGACAGCGCAAGCGGCAUCGUACCAACUGGGAUCCCCCGCCGAGUCAGCGGCGACUCAACCUCGUCCAUAAGCAGUUCCGCCACGACAGGGUCAACCGGCGGCCCUUCCUCCAAGAGUCGCCUCCCACGUACGUCCCUCGCCGGCCGCCCGUCAGGCGCCCCCUUCUCCGUUCUUAGAGGGGAUCCCGCUCCGCCCAUGGUUGUUCGCAGCGACAGCAGCGCCAGUAAUAAGGAGAAUGGCGCCUCUGGCAACGGCCACACCACAGCGAGUAUAUCCAGACCGACUUCUUCACGGGACGGCAUGGCAGCAGUCGCAGCCGGCGUGUCCAAGAGACGGCCCCGAGCACCAAGUGAGUUGAAGUGGUCGUACACAAAGUGA
Molecule: messenger RNA, 4227 nt
Organism: Pochonia chlamydosporia 170
Lineage: Eukaryota; Fungi; Ascomycota; Sordariomycetes; Hypocreales; Clavicipitaceae
Product: cell division control protein 15, cdc15
Exons: 10
Coding region: 1-4227 (1408 amino acids)
Biological process (GO): protein phosphorylation
Cellular component (GO): cytoplasm
Molecular function (GO): ATP binding; protein serine/threonine kinase activity
Source: RefSeq, a predicted model, not a curated record